AUGGAGCUGCGUCAAUCCAGACCGUAUAAUACUGAAGGAAGGAAAACAACACAUGACUUUCUUUCACUCUACUCACCUGCUGUAGCCCAACAAGAUCCCAGGUCUCCCCAAGGUGGCUUUCUGAAAACCCAUAAUUUCUUGCAACCAUUAGAGCAAGGUAGUAAUAAUGUUGCUAAGGAAGAAGACGUGAUCGAGAUCAAGGAUGUUGAAAAGCCUCCUCCACAGGCUGCAGCUCUUCCUUCAAAUGUAGAACAUAUUCUUCCUGGUGGGAUUGGGACUUAUAGCAUUACUUAUUUCAAUCAGAGGUUCCCAAAACCAGAAGGGAACAACAUGUUUAUGAUGGCACAAGCCAGUAGUAACAACGUCAAUGAUGAAAACUCAAACUGCAGUUCAUACACUGGAGGAAGUGGAUUCACUCUUUGGGAUGAAUCUGCUUCAGCAAAGAAGGGAAAGACAGGGAAGGAGAAUAAUGCCGCUGACAGGCCUGUUCUUAGAGAAUCAGGUAUAAAUGUUGGGUCAGGGGAGUGGCCAGCAUCAUUGGAGCGGCCGUCACAAUCCUCUUCCAACCAUAAGCCGAACAUAAGAUCAUUCAGCUCUCUUUCAUCAUCUCAGCCAACUUCACCACCGAAGAAUCGUGGUUUCGUGAACAUGCUAACAUCUGCAAAGAACUCUCAAGAAGAUGACGACGAUGAUGAAGAGGAAGAGUUCACUGUAAAGAAAGAACCAACGUCUCAUCCAAAAGGCAACUUGUCAGUUAAGGUUGAUGGAAGAAGCAAUGAUCAGAAGCCAAGUACUCCACGUUCAAAACAUUCGGCUACAGAGCAACGUAGGAGGAGCAAGAUCAAUGACAGAUUUCAGAAGCUGAGAGAGAUCAUCCCUCAUAGUGACCAGAAAAGAGACAAGGCAUCAUUCUUGUUAGAGGUUAUUGAAUAUAUCCAAUUUCUGCAAGAGAAAGUAGAAAAGUACGAAGGGCCUUAUCCAGGAUGGAACCAGGAAGCACCCAAGUUGAUGCCUUGGAGAAAUCCAAGAGCUGGUGAGGACCUUGGUAAUUCUAAUCAUGCCAUGAAAUUGGGGUCAAAUCCAGCAUUAAUGCUCCCUGCAAAAUUUGAAGGGGGCAAAGUGAGUAGCUCUCCACCACGCUUGAUCAAUGGACAUCAUCUAGUAGUUGAACCCAACUUGACCAAUCCCUCUCCUUUCAGAGAAAAGCCUGAGUCAACGAAUACUACAGCAUCGAUCCCAAUGUCACAGGGCCCAAGUUUAUUUCCUUUUGGUGGAAGCAGCAGUGCACCGGUACCGCUUUCAUCUAGGCCAGUAUCUGAUGCAGAGCAAACAGCAUCUCAGCCUUCUCCACAGUUUUGGCCUAGAGACUCUUUUACAGCGGAUAGCACUAUAACAGAUAAGCUGAAAGACCAGGAACUAGCUAUUGAGAGUGGUACAAUAAGCAUCUCAAGCAUUUAUUCUCAAGGGUUGUUCAGUAAGUUGACACAAGCGUUGCAGAGUUCCGGGAUCGAUCUGUCUCAGGCGAAUAUUUCAGUUCAGAUUGAUCUUGGGAAAAGGGCCAAUGGUAGAGUUAAUUCAUCAGCCUCAAUAAUUAAGGACAUGGACAUGCCAUCGAGACAUCAAGCAGUACCAAGAUCUAGUGUUAUAAGCACAGGGGAAGAUUGUCCUGGUCAAGCUCUUAAGAGGAUCAAAACUUGCAGAAGCUAG
Oldenlandia corymbosa var. corymbosa is the source of this 1707-nucleotide messenger RNA. NCBI's taxonomy places the organism in Eukaryota, Viridiplantae, Streptophyta, Magnoliopsida, Gentianales, Rubiaceae. The record is from the annotation of a GenBank genome assembly.